AUGAGCUCCAACUCUUCUACAGCGGGCUCGCACCCUUACUCCUCAGAUAUGGAGGAGUCAGCGUUUUUAAAGCGCAACCGUCUGAUCCACUGUGUCUGCCUCGGUCUUUCUGUCGUGAUUUCUGCCGCUGCUAUUGCUAUCAUUGCUUGCGAGGCCGUGCCUCUGCGUCAUUACAAAGACACCGCAAAGUGGGCCACUGACGAUCUUACACUGUGGCCAUUGAACUUUGACCUGCGCCCGACUAUCGCGGCACUUUCAUGUGGCUGCGUGAUCGCAGCCUUGAACUUGGUAUAUGUGAUCACUGCUAUCCUCCCAUCUCCUCAUUCACGUAUCAAACUCCUGAACUCAUACUCUUCGCUGUCGGCCAUCACUGGAUUUAUCACUGCCCUGGUCGGCAUUCUCUUCAUCAUCUACCGUCCCUCCUCAAGUUACCCGUCUGGAUUUACCGUAAACGAGACAUUGGAAAGCUGGACCUGCAAAUGGAAGAAUGGUUCCACCGAUGAAACAACACCAGUUCAUUUUUCGCGAGACUGCAUUGAUACUCGCGCGGGAUUUGCUCUUCUCUGCGCUACUUUGGGAUUGGAAAUUUUCAUGGGUGUUGCCGCUGGUUUCGGGUCUGUGUCUCAACGCGGUGUUUCCCGCCGAAGAGAGGAGCAAUUCCAAUUGGAAAAAUUGGAAAUUGCCACGAAGCAGGUAUACCGAGGUUAG
Penicillium argentinense is the source of this 708-nucleotide messenger RNA. RefSeq lists its product as uncharacterized. The coding region runs from base 1 to 708 and encodes 235 amino acids. The record is from RefSeq and is a predicted model, not a curated record. Lineage: Eukaryota; Fungi; Ascomycota; Eurotiomycetes; Eurotiales; Aspergillaceae. The transcript has 2 exons.